Messenger RNA from Jatropha curcas, 660 nucleotides. It is a transcript of the gene MAPR2, whose product is annotated as membrane-associated progesterone binding protein 2. The record is from RefSeq and is a predicted model, not a curated record. NCBI's taxonomy places the organism in Eukaryota, Viridiplantae, Streptophyta, Magnoliopsida, Malpighiales, Euphorbiaceae. Gene Ontology annotation, cellular component: membrane; endomembrane system.
UGCGGACAGAAAAUGCACGGAGUGGCUCUCAUAUCCAUUAGCUGAUUUAGCUCUCUGUAUCAUCUCUAAAAACUUAAAAAACAGAUCAAACCCUAGAUGGAGUUCACUGCAGAACAACUGGCCCAAUACAACGGCACAGACCCAUCAAAGCCAAUUUAUAUAGCAGUGAAGGGACGCGUCUUUGAUGUGACCGCCGGCAACUCCUUCUACGGACCAGGUGGCUCAUACGCCAUGUUCGCUGGUAAAGACGCUAGUAGAGCUCUGGCGAAGAUGAGCAAGAACGAUGAAGACAUCUCUCCUUCUUUGGACGGCCUAACCGAGAAGGAAAUUGGUGUCCUUAAUGACUGGGAGAAGAAAUUCGAAGUUAAGUAUCCCAUUGUUGGCCGUGUCGUCUCUUGAAUUUUCUUAUGUUUCUAUCUAUCUGUUGUAUUUGUGUUAAUCUCGAAGAUCAAUUACCCGUUGUGAGUAUCAAUUUACAUCAUAUUGUUGUCUCUGUUGGUAAUAUGGAUGGGGAUUGUUCCUCUGUCUUUGUAAUCUCCGAUUGAAUAAAUCUGGGUUAUUGUGAAGUUAGAAGCUUUUCAAUUCUCCAUUUUUCUUUGUGAAAUGACCUUAUGUUAAUAUUAAUAAGGCAUAUUCUCCUGUUGAAAUGUUCUGGAUAAA